Limulus polyphemus (Atlantic horseshoe crab) is the source of this 642-nucleotide messenger RNA. RefSeq lists its product as uncharacterized. The transcript has a single exon. The coding region runs from base 1 to 642 and encodes 213 amino acids. Lineage: Eukaryota; Metazoa; Arthropoda; Merostomata; Xiphosura; Limulidae. The record is from RefSeq and is a predicted model, not a curated record.
AUGGAAAGAUACUUAGCUAAAAACAGAGGAAUUAUUGACGUGGAACUUCAGUCACAGAUUGAGAAGGAAAAGCAGAAGUGGCGUGAUAUCUUGACGAGAAUCCUUCACUGCAUAAAAUCCCUUGCGACUCAGAACCUGGCUUUGCGAGGACACAGGGAGUCACUUCAGGUAGACUAUGACUCCAAUGUGGGAAAUUUCCUUGGCUUACUGAAACUACUGGCCAUCUUUGACCCUGUCAUAAAAGAACACCUCACUCGUGUGGAAAGUCAUCCUGGAUCCAUGUCUUAUCUUUCAUCGGGUGUCCAGAAUGAAUUCAUCCACAUGAUGGCAUCCACUGUUCGCCAGAGUUUACUGAGAAGCAUUCGUAAAUACAAGUACUAUGGUCUCAUGUUCGACUCGACUCCUGAUCAGGCACACCAUGAGAAGAUAUCAGAAGUAGUGAGGUACGUGGAAACUGAUUCUGAGGGGAAAACAGUCCGUGUUAGAGACUCCUUCCUUGGUUUUAUCCAGAUAAGACAGAAGGAUGCUGAGAGCUUGGUUGAAGACAUCUUGAAACAGUUAGAGAAGAACGAAAUGGAGCUACAAGAUUGUCGGUCACAAUGCUAUGACAACGCUGCUGUGACGGUGUUCCUCAAAGAAUAA